AUGCCCUUCUCGCUGGUGUGCUUCGCCGUCGCCGCCGCCGCCGUCGGCCGGGCCGCCGCCGCCGCCAUUCCCGACUUUCCAGCCGAACCUCCUCACCUCCCCCCGGGGCCGCCGACGCCGCCGCCGUAUCCUCCAGGCAAGGCACCGCUGCCGCCGCCUUCCGCCCCGCCCUUCCCUCCAGCUGAGCGCAUUUGUGAUUCGUCUGGCAAUUGCAUGGAGCGGACAUGCGAUGCAAGCGGCAACUGCCACACCAAACAUUGCGAUUCCGACGGCGCGUGCUACACUACCGUGUGUGACCAAUCGGGUGGGUGCUAUACCACCGUGUGCGACAAGGAGGGAAACUGCUACAGGUUGGUGUGCGACACGGAGAAAAACUGCUAUCGCAAAGUGUGCGACUCCGAUGGCAACUGCUACAUCUUGGUCUGUGACAAGGAGGGCAACUGCUGGUCCAAGGUCUGUGAUGCUAAGGGCAAUUGCAUCCGGCGCGCGAGUGAAGCCGAUGACAAAGUAUCGCUUCCCGCCCGCGACGCCGCCCUUCCCGCCGCCGUCCGCCCCGCCAGCCUCGAGUGCUACCCGGGCAUCCCCGGUGGGCUGGCUUGCCCGCCCGGGCACUUCCUCGGCUUUGGCAAGAAGGGCGGGUGCCGGACCACGACGUGCGAGACUGGGCAGUACACCGCCCUCCGGGGCAUCACCACGUUUAACGCGUGCGCGGAAAGGUACCAAACAAGACCCGCUCGCAGGAUGCCAGCCCCCGUCGUGAUGGCGGCCGUCGGCGCCGGCGCCGCCGCCGCACACGGCGCGGUCCUCUUCGUUCCUCCCGUCGCGGCCACCUUCGCGUACGCCCGCUUCCGCUCGAAGCAGGAGGCUGCGGUGGCGCCGUCGUCGGAGGGCGCUGGUCAGCAGUUCAGCCCGCCCAAAACGAGGGCAGGGAAGGGCGUCCACUUCGCUGCCGAUGUCGAGUCGGGCUGCAUCUCCGCGACCGAGCGGCCUCCUCCUCACGCCGUGCGGAAGCUUCGCCGCCGCCCUGACUCGCUGCCUGUGCAGUGACGAUGGGAGGCGCACGAGCACGCGGACCAGCCGAGGCUCGGGGCGGAUCACCGAGCUCAUGGACAGCCUCGAGUACCAGAAGUGCAUUGACGACGAAGAGAACCACGACGUGGUCGACCUCGCCGGCCGCCCAGUUGCACAGGCCACGGAAGCGCGCCGGCCACGUUCUGACCUCUUCCGGUCGGUGCUCGGGCGCGACGCGGCACACAUCCGAGUCAUCGGCAGCGGCACUGUCCGGACGCUCUCAUGAGCGCGCCGGCAGGGAGUUUAACAGUCUAUACCUCUGCCUAGAGUUUGCGCCAUCGGUGUCUGUGCAUCGCAUCAGCUGCUCCGUCAUCAGCUGUCCGUCCUCCCCUGUGUUCUAAUCCAAGUUGGACGCCGUUGGACGUAUCCAGUGUUCACUGUCUACGUGUAGCGACGGGCGCUGCGCGAUAGCUGCUUUGUGGGUCCC
This is a messenger RNA of Emiliania huxleyi CCMP1516, 1498 nucleotides long. RefSeq lists its product as hypothetical. Lineage: Eukaryota; Haptophyta; Isochrysidales; Noelaerhabdaceae. The transcript is spliced from 3 exons. The record is from RefSeq and is a predicted model, not a curated record. Bases 1 to 1047 code for a protein of 348 amino acids.